This is a messenger RNA of Heterocephalus glaber (naked mole-rat), 7253 nucleotides long. NCBI's taxonomy places the organism in Eukaryota, Metazoa, Chordata, Mammalia, Rodentia, Bathyergidae. The record is from RefSeq and is a predicted model, not a curated record.
ACCUUCUCGCUCGGCAAGACCUUUCUUUGCUAAUGCAGCGUCUAAGCUGCAGUCAUCCAGGAAGGAUGAUUUAAACAGUAAACAGAGAAAAAUUAGCUUAAGUGAGAAGAUUCUGAGGACUGGGAGCGACGGAAAUUUGGUCAAACAGCAGCAGGUGCAGUCGGCGGCAACUCCAGCUCAGCGGAAGUCCUCAGCACACAAAGAACAAGGGAAAGGCAACCUGCAUGUGACGUCCUUGGAAGAUGCAGAAUGCCGCAGGACCAAGGAGCGCCUUGCUAAUGGGAACAGUCGAGCUCCCGUCUCAAGGGCUUCCCGAAAUAUCCCGAGGAGACACACGCUAGGUGGGCCCCGAAGUUCCAAAGAAAUCCUGGGAAUGCAGACAUCUGAGAUGGACCGGAAGAGAGAAGCCUUCUUGGAGCACCUGAAACAGAAAUACCCGCACCACGCCACAGCGAUCAUGGGGCAUCAGGAGAGGCUGAGAGAUCAGGCUCUGAAGUGCAUGCUGAUAUCCCUUCAGGCAGAACUUGACAUGCAAAGGUACUUGAUGAAAAUUGAAUCAUCUCAGCGAACAAGAAGCCCCAAACUGUCUCACAGUCCUCAGCCUCCCACCUCGGGUGACCUGGCGGAGCACUUGUCGGAGACAUCUGGGGACUCUCUGGAAGCCAUGUCUGAGGGUGAAGUGCCGAGCCCUUUCUCCAGAGGCAGCCGCACUCGAGCAAGCCUUCCGGUGGUGAGGUCGGCCAACCAGACAAAGGAGAGAUCUCUGGGAGUUCUCUAUCUCCAGUACGGAGAUGAAACCAAACAGCUCAGGAUGCCGAACGAAAUCACAAGUACAGACACGAUCCGUGCCCUCUUUGUAAGUGCCUUUCCCCAGCAGCUCACCAUGAAAAUGCUGGAGUCGCCCAGCGUUGCCAUUUACAUCAAAGAUGAAAGCAGAAAUGUCUAUUAUGAAUUAAAUGAUGUAAGGAAUAUUCAGGACAGAUCUCUCCUCAAAGUGUACAACAAGGAUCCUUCGCAUGCAUUUAAUCACACAUCAAAAACUGUGAAUGGAGACCUGAGGAUGCAGAGGGAGAUUGUCUACGCACGAGGGGACGGCCCUGGCAGCCCUCGACCUGGCGCCCCAGCUCCUCCCCACGCCCUUCCGCAUUCCCCACCGCCCACUCCCGGGCCCCACUCCAUGCCUCCGUCCCCGUCCAGGAUUCCGUAUGGGGGCGCCCGCCCCAUGGUGGUCCCCGGCAACGCCACCAUCCCCAGGGACAGACUCUCCAGCCUGCCCGUCUCCAGAUCCAUCUCCCCCAGUCCAAGCGCCAUCUUGGAAAGAAGAGACGUCAAGCCGGAUGAGGACCUGAGUGGCAAAACCCUGGCGAUGUACAGGAACGAGGCUCUCUAUGCGGAUCCUUACCUGUACCACGAGGGCCGCAUGAGCAUAGCCUCGUCCCACGGCGGGCACCCCCUGGACGUCCCCGAUCACAUCAUCGCUUAUCACCGCACGGCCAUCCGCUCCGCCAGCGCCUAUUGCAACCCCUCUUUGCAAGCAGAAAUGCACAUGGAGCAGUCGCUGUACAGACAGAAAUCAAGGAAGUAUCCCGAAAGCCACUUGCCCACUCUGGGCUCCAAAACACCCCCUGCGUCUCCUCACCGCGUGGGCGACCUGCGAAUGCUGGACCUGCACCCCCAUCCCAAUGCCCACGGGGCCCCCCACACCCUGCAGCCCGACCGCACCUCGCCCGGCCGCCAGUCCUUCAGAAAGGAGCCGGGCACCCUGGUGUACAUCGAGAAGCCGCGGAGCACUCCGGGGAUGGCUGGCCUCGUGGACCUGGGCCCUCCUCUAGUGGAGAAGCAAGUUUUUGCGUACAGCACUGCUACGAUCCCCAAAGACAGAGAGACCAGAGAGAGGAUGCAAGCCAUGGAGAAGCAGAUCGCCAGUCUAACUGGCCUUGUUCAGUCUGCGCUUUUUAAAGGGCCCAUUACAAGUAGUAGCAAAGAUGCAUCUAGUGAGAAAAUGAUGAAAACCACAGCCAACAGGAGCCACACAGACAGUGCAGGCACACCACACGCUCCUGGUGGGAAGACUCUGGAGUGCACGACACCCUCCGGCCAGGCCCUGCCGCCCAGCACCUCGGCCAUCCACAUGAGCCUGCUGGACAUGAAGCGGAACGUGGCUGAGCUCAGGCUGCAGCUGCAGCAGAUGAGGCAGCUCCAGCUGCAGAACCAGGAGCUGCUGAGGGCGAUGCUGAAGAAGGCUGAGCUGGAAAUCAGUAGCAAAGUGAUGGAAACCAUGAAGAGGCUGGAGGACCCGGCGCAGCGACAGCGCACCCUGGUGGAGCAAGAGAGACAAAAGUAUCUUCGCGAAGAGGAGCGGAUUGUCAAGAAGUUAGGCGAGCUGGAAAACUUUGUGGAAGACUUGAAGAAGGACUCUUCUUCCGCUGGCCGAGUGGUCACUCUAAAGGCCGUGGAGGAUGGGGCCUUCCUCCUGCGACAAGUGGGAGAAGCCGUAGCUACCCUGAAAGGAGAAUUUCCAACCCUACAAAACAAGAUGCGCGCCGUCCUGCGCAUAGAGGUGGAGGCGGUGCGCUUUCUGAAGGAGGAGCCGCACAAGCUGGACAGCCUCCUGAAGCGUGUGCGGAGCAUGACAGACGUCCUCACCGUGCUGCGGAGGCGUGUCACCGACGGGCUCCUGAAGGGCACAGACGCAACCCAAGCCGCGCAGUACAUGGCUAUGGAAAAGGCCACAGCGGCAGAAGUCCUGAAGGAUCAGGAGGAGGCGGCCCCUGCCCCCGGCCAGCCCCGCCAGUGCCCCGGCGCCCCUGGGGAAGUGAGGGCGGAAGUGCUGGGCCUGUCCGCCACAACGCCUCACCGCGCCCCUGGGGAAGUGAGGGCGGAAGUGCUGGGCCUGUCCGCCACGACUCCUCACCGCACGCAGAGCUCUCCCGUGGUCGUCCAGCCCUCCCAGCGCUCCUUGGCUCUGCCGAACCCCGCCCAGAGCAUGCCCGCCGGGGGCCCUGACCCAUACACGGCCAGCCCUCCGGGGCUCAAGCCGGAAGUCGCCCCUGCCGCGCAGUCCCCUCAGGCACCCGUCGGUGGGGCCGCCACGCAGAGCCUGUUCAUUGAGGAAAUCCACAGUGCGAGUGCCAAGAACAGGGCCGUGUCCAUCGAGAAAGCAGAAAGGAAAUGGGAAGAGAAAAGGCAAAAUCUGGAGCACUAUAAUGGGAAAGAGUUUGAGAAGCUGCUGGAAGAAGCUCAGGCUAACAUCAUGAAGUCGAUUCCAAACCUAGAGAUGCCACCGAAGGGGGAUGCCCCAGUGGAGAAGCCAGAGCUGUCAGAAGACUCUCCAGAUUCAGAACAGGACCCGGACAAGCUGGGGGGGAAGCCCUCCCCUCCACCCCCAACACCCCCUCGGCGGAGCUACCUGCCGGGGCUGGGACUCACCACCACGCGGUCCGGUGACGUGGUCUACACCAGCAGAAAGGACAGCACCAGCUCUAAGGCAAGUGGCGCAGAUGCUGGACAAAGCCCACAGAGUAGAACCACAAAGUGUGCAGUGGAGGAGGCUGCUGCAGCCUGGCCCCCCUCCCCGCCUCUGGCCGUUACCUCUUCCUGGAAGGAUGAGGAGGAAGAAGAGGAGGAAGGAGAGAAGCUAAUGGCAGAGCUGCAGGCAUUCCAGAAGUGUUCCCUUAUGGAUAUAAACUCACACAGUCAUGCUGAGCAGUCCCGGGCUGACAGCCACGUUAACGACACUAGGCCAGGUGCCACAGCCCUGCCCAAGGAGAAGAAGGGCAUUUUUGGAAGCUGGAGGACAAAGCAAGCCCAGAAUUUGGAAUUUUUCCACGAAGAUGUUCAGAAAUCUGAUGUUGAAUAUGAAAAUGGGCCCCAUGUGGAGUCUCAGGUUGCCACGGGGGUUCGGAGACCCGGGGACCCUCUUAAGUGGGAAACAGGACUGGAGAAUAGUAUUCCUGAGGCAUCAAGAAUAUCAGAAUAUAAAACUGACAACCUAAUGAAGGAAAGUUCCCUAUCCAAUAAAACUUUAUUCAGGGACAGCAGAAACUAUUCCCAGAAAAAUGUGCCGAAGGUCAAUUUCAUUCUCACUGGAAUUCAUUCCCUCGAAGAUGAAAUAAACAAAGGGCCUGAAGUCCCAGCACUGCAGCACCCGCUACCUGACACUGAGGCUCUGGAGGUGACUUAUGGGAAGAUGAAAGAGACGGGUCAGCAAGCACAAGAAAACACAGAGAAGCCUCACAUUCCCGCCACCGCGUGGUCAACAGAGCCGAGCGUCCGCGAGAUCAAGAUGCAAGAUCAAGCCACGCUCAUGACAGAUCCUGGCCAAGUUGUGCUGAGACCCAAAGCGACAAGGCAGAGUAAUGGGGCUUCUCCUCGUGAGAAGGGAGAGUCUACCCCAAGAUCUCCCACCGAAGAGAAUGCCGCCGCCGACAACAUCGCCUUCAUGAUUACCAAAACCGCUGUCCAGGUCCUGUCCAGUGGUGAGGUCCAUGCUAUAGUGAGCCAGAAGGGGCAGGAGGUCCAGACGGUGAACAUCGAUGCCAGGAAGGAGACAGCUUCACAACAGGAAGGGGCUGAACAUGAAGAGCCAGUCGUGUGCCUGGACAAAAAGCCAGUCAUCAUCAUUUUUGAGGAGCCCAUGGACAUCCGGUCUGCCUACAAGAGGCUUUCCACCAUCUUUGAGGAGUGUGAUGAGGAGCUGGAGAGAAUGAUGACAGAGGAAAAGAUAGAGGAGGAGGAGGAGGAGGAGGAGGAGGAGGAGAAUGGAGACCCCGCCGUCCAGAAUAACACUUCCCAAAAGUCCCUUCCGCAGGUGGCCCCUGGCAGUCUUCGCGUGGGACAGCAGGAGGUAACGAAAUUCCAGCCAGGCCUCCUGUCCACGGAGACCAGGACCUCGGGAGGACAGGAAACGUAUCAAAGCGAGCCAAGCACGUCCAGUGCAGCAGACUUCCCCAAUUCUGACGGCAAGUGUGACACGGCCGAUGACCAAUUUGAAAGCCCCAAGAAAAAGUUUAAAUUCAAGUUCCCUAAAAAGCAACUUGCUGCCCUCACUCAGGCGAUUCGCACCGGAACCAAGACAGGAAAGAAGACCCUCCAAGUGGUGGUCUACGAGGAGGAGGAGGAGGACGGCGCCCUGAAGCAGCACAAAGAAGCCAGGCGGUUCGAGAUCAGCCGGUCACAGCCUGAGGACGCCUUGAAAAAUGCGACUAGUAGACAAGAGCAGCCGAGGCAAGACAGCACCUGUCAGAUUUCGAGAACCGACGAGAUCAGAAAAAAUACCUACAGGACGCUGGACAGCCUGGAGCAGACCCUAAAACAGCUGGAAAACACCAUCAGUGAAAUGAGUCCCAAAGCCCUAGUGGAAACUUCCUGUACUUCCGACAGAGAUUCGGGGGCAGGCUCGGCCCACGAGGCCUCUCCCCGAAACUUGCUAGCUCUGGAUGAAGCCCCCCCUGCCCCAGAGCCCCCCACAUCCAUAUCUUCGGCUUCACGUAAGGCCUCCAGUGGGACCCCUCCAACGAGCCGGAUGCCCGUCCCCAUGAGCUCCAAGAGCCGCCCCGCCAGCCUGGACAAGCCCAGCAAGCAGUCCAAACUGCAGGACCCCCGCCAGCUCCGUCAGGCUAAUGGAAGUGCUAAGAAAGCUGGUGGGGAUUGUAAGCCUACUUCCCCGUCCUUACCUGCUUCUAAGAUUCCAGCCCUUUCUCCCAGCUCUGGGAAAAGCAGUUCCCUGCCCUCCGCUAGUGCUGACGGCUCUAACCUCCCUCAUCCACCGGCUGCUAAACCGGCGACCGCUUCUAACCCUCUCAGCCCCCAAGCAGGACGGCCGGUGCUCUCGCUCUCCGCCUGCCUCAUCCCGUCCGUCCCUAACGGCUCCUUGAAGUCCCAGAGCCCCGCGGCUCACGCGGGGAAGGGCCCCCACCCCGGCUCCUCACCGCAGACGCCCAACGGCCGCGCGGCCCUCUCCCCGCCCUCCCUGACCCAGGGCGCCAGGGCCGUCAGGAUCGUCCACGCCCCCAGCCUCACCAGCUACAAGGCGCAGAACGGAAGUUCCGGCAAAGCCACCCCGUCCACAGCAAAGGAGACCUCGUAAAGGCCAAAUCCUGUGCGGCGCAAGCUGGAAUUACUUCUUCUUCUUUUUGUUUUUUUCUUUUCCUUUUAGCAGUCUACAACUGUGUUUACCAGAGAAUGUAAAAUAGCGCUGUACCAUUUGAGGCUUCGUGCAUAGUGUCUGCUCAGUACUGGAUUGAUAGAUUUCGGUAAAGCGUGUUUUGUUUUUUACUUUGUUGCUGUCGUAACUACAUAAUGUUGACUGUCUACACUCAAUACCUACUAAAGGAAGUGAGCAUGUGCUACGAGAAGAGUGGAGAGAGCAACUGUGUGAGAGAUGGGAAAAUUGUAUGAAGCAUGUAAAACAUGUAUGAUUCCAGAAACUUAGUAUGUUUUGUAUAAAAAUAUUUUUCAUUAUGGAGACUAGAAGUGAACAGAGAAAUACACAAGUGUGACUAUAUGAAUUGUAAAACAGAUACUAUAAUAUUUCCUUUUAUUUUAGUGUUAUUUAGCUUUAUUACAGAUUUCUAUUUUUGUCAAAACUUCACGGUUCCUUUCAAGAUCUUUUUUGCCAAAACAUUUUGAUACUAUAUAGCAUUGUACAUUUGAAAGUAGACACUAGACGAUAAGCCAGUGAACUUCUACACAAGCCAAUAGGGAGACAUAUUUAGGAAGCAAUUCAUCAAAACGAUUGCACUGCCAUGAAAAGUAGGUAUAAUAAUUUGUUAGCCCACGUAAGCUAGUUUUCUUUCCUUUUUUUUCCUCCUUCCUUUUCUUCUUCAAAUUUUAACAUAUUGAGAUUCUCUAGUUGUUUUCUUUGGAAUAUCUAGCCCCUUUAUUUUCUGAGACCUGGUCACCCACACUAUUACAUUGUGGAUUUUAAAAUGUACACUUCUGUAUGGUUCUGUAAACUGAUCCACUUUUGUAAAUAUAUAAAUACCAAUAGACAUAAAAAUACUGUAUGUGACCACACAUAGAGUAGUUUUCCCACACCAAAGUUAAUUUUUAUGCAUGCUUUAAAAAUAUAUAUUGGGAUGGGUAGAAAUGGGACUAUCCACACAUUUUUAAAAAGCAACAAAUUUGCACAGUUGGAGUGUUUUUGUAAAUAAAUGUAUUUGUAUAACACCGUCAUGUAAUAUACAGAACUAUAAGCAGAGACUUUGCAAAACUAAAUAAAGGGCUGCAUGCUUAUUAUUUUUUGUACCUUG